Molecule: messenger RNA, 1205 nt
Organism: Coccinella septempunctata (seven-spotted ladybird)
Lineage: Eukaryota; Metazoa; Arthropoda; Insecta; Coleoptera; Coccinellidae
Product: protein ALP1-like
Exons: 2
Coding region: 383-1168 (261 amino acids)
Source: RefSeq, a predicted model, not a curated record
UUGAUUACGUGUUGAAUGAUUGAUAAUCAUGGACUUAUAAAUAAUUAUAAGUCUAUGAUGACGAUUGCUGUUUAGAGAUUAUGAAACAAGACAAUGUGAAAUAGUUAUUCCAUGAUUUCUGUGUGAAAUGUGAAGAGCUGAGUUGUUUUAGAAUUUCGAUCUAACAAUGAUUGCUCGGUUACGGCUUCUUGGAAUUGAACGAGGAAUGAAUUAUUGAAGACACCAGAGACAGGGAAGUCUCUGAAGACAGUUUCUGAAAUAUUUUGCUUCUGGGUGUUCGUUUAAGGAACUCCACUACUCAUAUAGGGUAGGAAUAUCGACUAUUAGUAAAAUAAUAAAAGAAACAAGCGUCAUUAUUUGGAAGAGAUUAUGCACAGACUUCAUGAAGUUGCCUGAUACAGAGGGAGAAUGGGAAGCCAUUGCAAAUGGAUUUGAAACAAAAGCUAACUUUCCUCAUUGUCUUGGAGCUGUAGACGGAAAGCACAUCAGAAUUAUAAAACCAUGCCAUAGUGGUUCCAUGUUUUUUAAUUAUAAAGAUUAUUUCUCGUUUGUAUUACUUGCUGUGGUAGAUUCAGAAUACCGAUUCAUCUACAUAAGUAUUGGUUCAUAUGGGAAAGAGUGUGAUUCUACCAUAUUAAAGAACAGUACCUUUUGGCAAAAGUUUAAUGAUGGUUCAUUAAAUAUACCAAACCUCAAGCCUGUGCAUGAAACCAUACAUGAAGAAAUGCCGUAUGUACUCAUUGGGGACGAAGGCUUUAGCUUAACACCGAAUCUCUUGAGACCAUAUGGGGGUACACAUCUAGAUCAUGAAAAAAAAAUCUUCAACUAUCGCUUGAGCCGAGCUAGAAGAUAUGUUGAGUGUGCCUUUGGUAUUCUAGCCAAUAAAUGGAGAAUCCUGCAUCGGCCGAUAGAUCUUCAAAUAGAAACGGCGAUUAACGUCAUAAAAGCUUGUACGGUUUUACAUAACUUUGUCCGAGAUAAAGACGGUAUUAAUUUACAACAAAACCCAAUAAGUAUGGAAACAAGUGAAGAAACGGGCCCGUUUCCACGUCGUCCACAUCCUCGACCGUGUAGAGGUGGUCCUACUGCAAAUAUAAUUCGAAGAGCAUUUGCUGAAUACUUCUCGUCUGAUCUUGGUUCAAUACCUUGGCAGGAAACAGCUAUAUGAAACUACCUACAUAGCAUUGAAUAAAAAAUUAACUUAC